Colletotrichum acutatum is the source of this 2394-nucleotide messenger RNA. RefSeq lists its product as uncharacterized. The transcript is spliced from 3 exons. The coding region runs from base 1 to 2211 and encodes 736 amino acids. The record is from RefSeq and is a predicted model, not a curated record. Gene Ontology annotation, molecular function: protein binding. Lineage: Eukaryota; Fungi; Ascomycota; Sordariomycetes; Glomerellales; Glomerellaceae.
AUGACCGACCCGGAUAUCCUUCUUACCUGGACGAACCUGUUUGAGGAAAGUCUAGAUAUCUGGACUGACCGGAAUAUCGAGAUUGUUUCUCAGUGGCUGAGAGAUGCCGAUGCCAUAAGCUCUCUGACCCCGGAGCAGAAGGAGUGGACCAAGUCGGCGACAGCAAGCCCUGCAAAACUGCUUGAACCUAUGGGGAGGACGUUCGCCAAGGCUUGGCUUGGCGAAGGGUCUCGAAUAUACAUGACGACGUUGUUCUGUUUCGGUGUCGUCCAGUCACUGCCGCUGUUGGAGGGGGGCGGCAAAUGGUCCGAUUCCGAAUAUCACUGGCAGGAUGUGUCGUUGGAAACGAGGAUCCAGCAAGCCGCCGACUGGGCGAAUCAGCCUAGGACGGGACAUUGGCUACGGAGAAUCGGCAGUACUCUCUUGAACUUGGGAGAGCACACCAAAGCACUGGAAUACUUCAACAACGCUUUCGAUAAGGAUGGUAACAAGGCGGAAAGCUUUGGCCGAAUGGGAUUGUGUCACGGCCUGAAUGGCAACUACGAAGAGGCCCUGAGACUACAUCGUGAAUGCGAGUCGUUGGAGGAGACGCGCAUGGCUGAGGGUCUUUACAAUACCGACCAGGACGUCAAAGGUGCCAAAUGGAGACUCUACAGAAAUCAGGCUCAGAUUGCGGAGUGCUACAACCGCAUGGGCCGCAUCGACGAAUCGAUCGAGUAUUGUCGCAAGGCAAUGGACGUCUAUGACGCCCCUGGCUUUGAACCCCAAAUCGCCUAUAUCAAGGUCCUUACCGAGAACAACCGUCUUCCAGAGUUGAUGAAGCUCUCUGAUGAAAUGGAUGGCCGGUUUUCGGAUGCGGAUAGAGGAAACUCUCGCUUCGUACAAUUCCUCUUGACCCAGAUCCCUGAUCCAUCAAUCAAGGACUGGUUUCCACAGGCGGCGGCUCGUGCAGAUCCAAGGAGGACGGAUGACUUGGCAGAACGCUACCGUAGUGCCAUCCAGUCCGCGCAAGACGACCAAGAUUCUUGGAAACAAUUCUAUCUGCAGAACGCACUCGGCAACAUCUUUUUGGCGGCGCAGGAUUACACUACUCUUAUCCCCAUUCAUGAAAGGAUCUGCUUUCACGAUUACAAAGCAAAAGGCAGUCUGCCUGUCCGGAUCGAGUACAUUGCUUCAUUCAAGCAGCUUACCAGAGCAUACUUCAUCAAAGCGCUGGAGGCUGACCAGACAUUGGUAUCCGAAGCCAGUGGUCUAUGGAUCAAGAAGCUGGAGAAGCUCAUGCAGCAGCAGGAAAAGUACCAGAACAAGAAUGUCCCGCUCCACAUGGCUGGUUUCGACUUCAAUGAGCCGUCCAUCUCCCUGAUAGUGCUAUACCGUCUGCGCAACAGAGACACAGAAUUACGGCAACUCGUCCACAGUCUCGUCUCUGAAUGUCUCAAACUCUUAGAGGACGAGGAGCCUCAGAAUGACGAGAUCAGCAUCCGCCACCUUCAGCGGUGUCUGCUUGCCGCCGGAGACGAAGACAAUGCCAAAGCGUUAUGGCAGUCGACAAGAACCCCGUUGCUGUCUGCUACUAUCUCCGGUCACUUGAAGGCUGACCGAAGACGAUCGAGCUCGCCCAAGAUCGGCGGGCUGUCACCUAGGAUGUCAUUGUCACCCAACAGACGGAGCAAGCAGAUAUUCCUCACGAAGAUCUUCUCAGAAGGCAACGAUGUAUCUUGCGACCACUGCCUCAAGAGGUUUGAGCCGUCGGAAACGUUUGCAGUGUGUCGGUACUGCAUCGACUUGAAGUUUUGCAUGCCCUGCUUAGACGUCAUCAAAAUUCAGAAGUUUGAGCCAGGUCACACUUCGGUGUGCAGGCCUAGCCACGACUGGCUCAUGGUGCCGCCCUUGACAGUCAACCUUCAGGCUAAUGAGAUUUUGGUUAAGGAUCAGGUGUGCAAACUGGAGGAGUGGAAGUCAAGGCUACGGAAGGAGUGGGUACAGACCAAGCAGGGCAAGGAAACCACCGAGAUGCAAGAGUGUUAUGACGGCAACUUUGUCGUCGGAAAGGCCGUGCCGCCCAAGGGAUUAUUGCUCUGCGCUUAUUGCAGUAUACCCAGUGCCAUUGCGUCCAAAGCAUCGCGACUCUCUUUCCAACCUUCAAGCGCCGACAUGAGUGCUAGAUCCCACCCAACCCAUGUAGACUCAGCUUCUGAUAUCAUUACCUGACAUCGAGGCAAGGUGUUCGCGGACCAAGGCCAGAAUCGAGCAUGGCGUGCUGAGUGCUCCAAGUCAGUUCGCUGGUGGAGACGGAAGAGAGGAGGAUUGGAACAACUUCGAUUUGGGAGCUCCGGCCUGGCAGGUCGGGUCUCGGAGCAGGGAAUAGCAACAUCUUAGGUAAGGUAAGGUAGG